AACCCGGAGUAAAGGGGCGCUCUGCCAAAGCCGGAGCUAUAAAAACGGUGAUGCAACGCACUCCGAGCCACAGUCGCACUCGGCGAGGCGCGCACUGCAAGGCACUCUCCCCGCUCCACCGCCUGACGGACGCACGGACCCACAGCCAGCCUGCGCCGGCCUGCCCUGUCCGCCCUCCGGAUCCUGGCCGCCCCGCGCGGAGACUCGAGCAAAAUGAUGCUUCAACACCCAGGACAGGUGUCUGCCUCGGAAGUCAGCGCCUCCGCCAUCGUCCCCUGUCUGUCCCCUCCCGGCUCACUGGUGUUUGAGGAUUUUGCUAACCUGACACCCUUUGUCAAGGAAGAGCUGAGGUUUGCCAUCCAGAACAAGCACCUCUGCCAUCGGAUGUCCUCUGCGCUGGAGUCGGUCACCGUCAGCGACAGACCCCUCGAGAUGUCCGUCAUGAAGGCCGAGGUAGCCCCUGAAGAAGAUGAAAGGAAAAAGAGGAGACGGGAAAGAAAUAAGAUUGCAGCCGCCAAGUGCCGAAACAAGAAAAAGGAGAAGACAGAGUGCCUGCAGAAGGAGUCGGAGAAGCUGGAGAGUGUGAAUGCCGAGCUGAAGGCGCAGAUUGAGGAGCUGAAGAAUGAGAAGCAGCAUUUGAUAUAUAUGCUCAACCUGCACCGGCCCACGUGUAUUGUCCGAGCUCAGAAUGGGCGGACUCCGGAAGAUGAGAGAAACUUGUUUAUCCAACAGAUAAAAGAAGGAACACUGCAGAGCUAAGCAGCCGUGAUGCGAGGGCAACCGGGGAGUCCUCAUCGAGUCCUCUUUUUCCACCCAGAACCCUGAAACCAUCGGAAAGCUGACUUCCUGUGCACCUCUAGAAUCCCAGCAGCCAAGAACCAUCGCGGCGGGAGGGCCCAUGGCAGCUCCGCUGGGCCUCCCCUCUUUGGACCAGGGCAAGAGCAUCCUUUGCCUCAACUCCAGGAUUUAGGUCUUAAUAUCCUGGCCAUUCUUUGAUGUCCAGAUGGCCCCUGGUUAGGGUCCUGCACAUCCGUUAGGAUUCACGCAGACAUAUCUGUACCUCGGGUGGGCGGGGUGGGGCCAUCUCCUCCGCAGCAGCUGCCUCGCUCGUGGGGCACAUGGAGCGAGAGCGACACACAUCGAAGUUGUGCGAUGGCCAGGGCUGUGCUUUCUAGCAGAUACGCUGUUGUGUUCUAGAAUUACUGUGUGCGAGGCAUUCGUUCCAAAACUAGGCGUUGUGCUCUUCUGAUGUCUGUUUCACACAACCCUGGCGCAACCUUUCUGUGAUAAUCCUCAGACUGGCGUCUGAGAGUCUGGGGUCUGUCGCCUUGGGCAGUGUCUCACGAGAGUGUUCAGGUGGCCGGAAGAGCUUGGCGGCCCCAGAGAACAGAACCGUCCUGCGGGCCAGGAGUGUGAGGGCUCCUUUCCCCAGCACCCAGGCCGUAAGCAGCAAUCAGGAGCAUGGCCGAAGGUCCUGUGGCAAACUCAGUUUCAGUGUCAUAGGAAGAAAACAGAAAGAAAGUCCAACUUGAAGAGCUGAGGACUCUCCACUCGGGCCAGGAGUUAUUUCUAGGCCAGAAGAGCCAAAGACUAUUCCGUUCUCCUUUCCUGGUGGUCAGAAGCCAGUCAUUGGAGACAUGCGUUGGAAGCCAGUGAUGGCGAGGCUUUAGCAUUGCUGGACGUUCAUGCGUCGUUCUUGUCAUGGAGCUGUGUUAAGAAAUCCGGCCCAGAGCAUCUGCAGCUGUGAGCAGUCACUCACUCGCACUGGCCACAGGACUCUGGCUACUGUCUGUUAAAAUUCUGAUGUUUCUGUGAAAUCCUCAGAGUGUUUAAUGCUACUCAAUAGUAUCAUUACAAUUUUCUGUAAGAGAAAAUAUUAUUUAUCCUAGUAUUCCUGUCAGUGUAAUAAAUAUUGGAACCAAGACAUGGUAAAUGCAAAGAUUGCACUGGCUUCUGUUUUUCUAAAUCGGUGGGUGGGGGAAACCUAGUCACUCCCCACCUGUCCCCUUUCCACACUGAGGGUGAUCAGCUUUGAAUAUCUUGGGGGGUCAGCCUUUGUUUCUUGGGGCACCACCAGGUGAGAUCAUUAACCUUCAGUUCUUUUCCUCAGCCAGUGACACCUAAGGCUCAAUUUCUGACUAACAAACCCUGAAACACAGCACCAAGUACAUCCUUUAGGUUAGCUGUUUGGUGCUAAGAUGCAAAAUCUGAAUUGCUGAAUAUUGCAAUUAUCAGUUUCCCUGAAGGUACAAAUCCCUGAAGCACCUGUUGUGCAAUUCAGACCCAGAUGCCUCCCUUUCUGGCACAGUGCUGCUCUGAAGGAGUCAUCUGCUUGGAUUACAGGUGCUGUGACAUCCACAUGUGUGUCUCGUUGUUGCAGAUGGAUCUUGGAUAUCACAAAAGAAUGGGAAGGGAGGGGGUCAGGAGGAAGAGAAAAGCAACUGAGGCAAGGUGGAUGUGGUAGUUCCAAAAAGGCAUUCUGUUUAGUUUUCUGGACUUCCCAGGCCAAGUGAACCCUUAGGUCUGGAACAGAAGCAGAAUCCCAUGCUCUCUACCUGGGCCCACGUAUACCACUCCCAGGCCAGAGAGGAAAGCUGACCACUCUGCUCCUUUCACUAUCUGUUCUGCAGACACUGACUUCCUUAAACACAACAUUCAUCUGCCUCAGCGGUGUGCCUGCUUCUUCGAACUCAUGAAUAGUUCCUUUAAAUGAUCAGGUAUGAGGCAGGCUUACUAAUUUUGCUGCUUUAGUUGUACAUCAGGGGUUGUUCAUCAUUUAUAAAGAGUCACCGGAUGUUAGCACCAUUCACCAUCUUUCAUUAUGUAAUUUGUGUUCCUUAUCUUGGUGGAGGCGAAAGUCCCCUUCUGGCAGUUAAACUUUGAUUAUGUCAACUUGAUUGGCUUGGGAGCCACCCAGGGGGUUAGUAAAGCUCACUUCCUGGUGUGUCUGGGUGGGUCAUGAAGGUGUGAAAUGAGGGACUCUAUCUGACCCCUGGCCCCUGCCUCCCUGGCACUGUUCCCCUACUCUGCUGCCCCACUGCCGUGCACUGAACAUCUUUGUUCUGCCACUCCCUUCCGCCAUGACAUUUCUCCCUUAAAGCCAGUCAGCCAUGGACUAAAUCCCUGGAAACCAGGAACCAAAGUACACUUCUCCUUUAAAUUGUGGGUGUUAGGUAUUGUGUCUCCAUGACAGGAAGGCUGAUGCACCCUGCGUUAACUCUCUGGUCAUGGGUAGAGUGGCACUGCCAGCCGCUAUGAGACUCAGGACCAUUGUAAACUGCCAUGGACAGCAGAGGAUUAGAGGGGAAUGGAGAGCUGGUAAUGGCGAGAACUGACCUGACAAUUGCACUGCGUGGUUAAUGUGACCAUAAAUUCUUUUAACAAAUGCAUUCAAAUUAGUUGUUAUAUGUAUCCCAGUUUAUGUUUUGAUACUUUAAUAAAGAAAAGAUGAAUGUGCCUUUACCGUCAA
Chinchilla lanigera (long-tailed chinchilla) is the source of this 3469-nucleotide messenger RNA. RefSeq names its product activating transcription factor 3 (gene Atf3). Gene Ontology annotation, molecular function: RNA polymerase II cis-regulatory region sequence-specific DNA binding; DNA-binding transcription factor activity, RNA polymerase II-specific. Gene Ontology annotation, biological process: regulation of transcription by RNA polymerase II. Gene Ontology annotation, cellular component: nucleus. The transcript has 4 exons. NCBI's taxonomy places the organism in Eukaryota, Metazoa, Chordata, Mammalia, Rodentia, Chinchillidae. The record is from RefSeq and is a predicted model, not a curated record. Bases 214 to 759 code for a protein of 181 amino acids.